Molecule: messenger RNA, 183 nt
Organism: Suillus subaureus
Lineage: Eukaryota; Fungi; Basidiomycota; Agaricomycetes; Boletales; Suillaceae
Exons: 2
Coding region: 1-183 (60 amino acids)
Source: RefSeq, a predicted model, not a curated record
AUGAUUCCCCUGCCAGCAGAACUCUCUGCCAUUAAAGAUGCCCUUAACCUCACUGACACUGACUUCACUCAUUUUCAUGCACAAGAGCACAAAUAUCUUAAUGAGUUGAAACAGACACCGGCAAAGGAUCAUCUCAGUAUCCACUACAUUGGUGUACUUGAUGAACUUACUGAGUGCCAGUGA